CAAGUUGUGAGACUUCAGUGGUCAGAUGAAACGGUGAAAGCUGGCGGGAUGACUAAGUGAAGGCUAGGCUCUGGACUGCACGCCACAAGUAAAUCUGAUUCGCUACACAUUCUGCUCCAGGAAGCUGAGCUGGAGUGACGCAACCAGUCGCUGAUGUGUGUGCUCUCAGCUGGCUAAUCUCGUGCACUCACUAGUGCAUUUACUUUAUAGUCGAACUGGAGUUGUAUAGAUUUGGAGCUGUCCUUCCAUUUACUGGUGCUGAAACUGGAUUAGCGUCAAGAGAUUAUUUCAGUCUCGGAAAACAACGGUCUUUCAUCAUCCGUUUGUACUCUGGAGGGAUUUGCCCGUGGGCUUCUUGCUCAGUUUCGUAGCUCUUUGUAACAUUUGCAUUGGAGUUUCUUGUACUUUACAUAACGUUUUGCCAUACAUGUUUACAACCCUGCAAGGCUCUGCAAAGAAGUGGUGCUAAUUACGACAGACGACCAGCGCCAACAGCACAAGACCUAUGAGGAUGUUUGUGUGGUGGCACUUAGCUUUGUCUCUUGGAAGUAUUUUCCUGGCAGCUGAAGGGAAGCCUCCUACUUGGGACAACUAUGGAAGCAAGUUGGCUCUGCCCCUUGUGAGAUUACGGCAUAAGCAAGAUGGAAGUCCAGAAGGCAUGCAGAGUAAAGGAUUUUUCUCAAUAAAUGCACACGCAGAGCCUUGUGAGAAUAAAUAUUGCGGGCUGGGUAGGCACUGUGUUGUGAACAAAGAAAGUGGAGAAGCUGAAUGUCCAUGUUUGGACCAUUGCAAACCCCAUUACAACCCUGUUUGUGGAUCGGAUGGUGAACAUUAUAAGAACCAUUGUGAACUUCACCGAACUGCUUGUGUAAAGAAGCAGAAAAUCACCAUCGCUCAUAACGAAGACUGUUUCUUCAAAGAUGACAAGUGUGAAGUUAGUGAGUACAGCAAGAUGAAAAAUAUGCUUUUGGAUAUGCAGAACAAGAAGUACUUCAAACAGGAGAACAUAAAGGAGCCUGAAGACAAAGCAUUUUUGAAAAAAAUGCUAGUCGACCAACUUUUUGAAUACUUUGAUGUUGACAAUAAUGGACUUAUAGACAGUCAUGAUCUGUCUCAGGUAAUUAAACAAGAUGGCCUUGGCAAGGAUUUGUUGGAGUGUACCUUGUUUGAUCUUUUGAAAUAUGAUGACUAUACCAGAGAUAAACAUUUGUCUUUGGAUGAGAUUUACCGAGCAUUCCAGAUCAUUCAGUUAAGUCUUCCUGAAGAUCAGAAAGUGAGCAUCACCACAGCAACCGUCGGGCAGAGUGCUGUUCUAACGUGUUCUAUUCAAGGAGCACUCAGACCUCCAAUUAUCUGGAAAAGAAAUGGCGUCAUCCUCAAUAACUUGGACUUAGAAGAUAUAAAUGACUUUGGAGAUGAUGGGUCUUUGUAUAUUACGAAGGUCACGACUACUCACAUGGGAAAUUACAGCUGCCAUGCAGAUGGUUAUGAAAAUCUUUACCAGACACAUAUUCUUCAAGUAAAUGUUCCUCCUGUCAUACGAGUCUACCCUGAGAGCCAAGCAAGGGAACCAGGUGUCACAGCCAGCCUCAGGUGUCAUGCAGAAGGGAUUCCUAACCCCCAACUUUCAUGGUUAAAGAACGGAGUUGAUAUUACAACAAAAUUGUCCAAGCAGCUGACUUUACAAGCUAAUGGCUCUGAAGUACAUAUUAGCAAUGUACGAUAUGAAGAUACAGGAGCAUAUACUUGCAUUGCAAAAAAUGAAGCUGGUGUUGAUGAGGACAUUUCUUCCCUUUUUGUUGAAGACUCUGCCCGGAAAACACUCACAAAUAUACUGUGGCGAGAAGAAGGCUUGGGAAUCGGCAACAUGUUCUAUGUUUUCUAUGAAGAUGGAAUAAAAGUGAUACAGCCAGUGGAAUGUGAAAUUCAGAGGCAUAUUAAACCAAGUGAGAAGCUAGCAGGAUCACAGGAUGAAGUCUGUCCUAUCACAGAUGGGGAUUCUGUGCAAAGCUGCAUCUGGGCAUCAGCUGUACUUGUUAAAGACAAAUAUAUAUAUGCCACACAACCCACACUGAACAGAGUUCUAAUUGUCGAUGUUCAGACGCAAAAGGCUGUACAGGUUGUGAACACAGAUCCAACCCCAGUAAAACUCCACUAUGAUAAGUCGCAUGAUCAAGUCUGGGUACUUAGCUGGGGUGACCUCGAAAAGAACUCUCCUACAUUGCAGGUGAUAACUCAAGCAAGUGGAAGCAUUUCCCAUCAUACCAUCCACACGCAGCCGGUGGGCAAGCAGUUUGAUAGAGUGGAUGAUUUCUUUAUUCCAUCCACAACCCUUAUUAUUAAUCAUAUCAGGUUUGGAUUCAUACUUCAUAAAUCAGAACCAUCUCUACAAAAGAUUGACCUUGAAACCAUGUCAUAUAUCAAGACCAUAAGCCUGAUGGACUAUAACUGUAUUCCCAAAACGUUGGCAUAUACUCACGUUGGAGGUUAUUACUUUAUUGAGUGCCAGCCAGAUACAACAGGAGCCAUAUCACCACAGCUAAUGGUAGACAGUGUAACAGACUCCAUUAUCGGAUACAAUGGUAACAUAAGUGGAAGCCCAUACAUUUCUCCAGAUGGGCAUUACCUGGUCAGCAUCGAUGAUGAGAGUGGUCUUAUGAGGGUGCAAUUUAUUACAAUCAGGGGAGACAUACAGCCAGCCUUUGACAUACAUACUAACCUCCAUAUUUCUGAUGUAGCUUUUCAGCCAUCAUUCACUGAGGCCCACCAGUAUAACGUUUAUGCCAGCUCCAGUAUGCAGACUGACGCACUUUGUGUUGACUUGUCUUCUGGUAAAGUUAGAAUGAUCAAAAGUCUUAAAGAACCAGUAAAACCUGAGGUCUGGCAUUGGAAUAGUAAGAACCGCAUUAUAGUUGACAGUGGCCUUUUUGGUCAAUAUCUGAUGACCCCCUCCAAGGAGUCCUUGUUUAUUUUAGAUGGACGGCUUAAUAUGUUAAAUUGUGAGAUAACUGAAGUGGAGAGAGGUAAUGUAGUAAUCUGGGUUGGAGAGGUCUAACUGAAAAGAUUAGGAAACCACUAGGUGAAUAGUUGAAAUUGACCCAUUGUUAUAUUGAUACUGUUUUCCUCUUUCGGUAUUCUAAACCAGCAGUCAAUGAUAACUCUUUCAGGUUCUUUAAAACAAGUAGAGACUGGUUUUAAACAUAGUCACAUUUCAAUAUUUGCUGCCGUUACAAAAUGUUAAACGAUUGACAAAACGUGCAUAGGGAUGGUGAUGUAUCCAAUCCAGGAUACUUUCAAUGAUAUGCUAGAAGCAGUUCUGUAGCUAUUACAUAAUCUAGCUUAAGCAUUUAAAGUUGCAUUGGCUGCAGAGGAUUUCAAGUUGUAUGUUAUAAUGCAUUUGAUCUAUAGAUUUUAUACUCAAUUAGGGUGAAGGGUUUGCUUCUAGUAAGGGGAAAAUCAGAGCACUUGCCAGGCUUUUAAAUUUGUGAAGUUGUACAUCAAAGUCUCAUAUGCUAAUUAAUCUUUCUGUGCCUUGAAGGAAAACCCACAGGGAGGCAAAAUAAUUUCUGUAAUUUUCCUUUUACAGCUGUGAAUUACUCGUAGUGGGAGAAAAAAAAAUGUAAACGCAUUUCCAUUGUUCAUGAUCUGUGCUAAUGGUACACAGUCUGCAAAAGGCAAGAUAAGAAAGGAAAACAAAAGCAGAAAUAAUUUACUGUACUCAGUUUUCACUUAUUCUUAAUAUGUGUUUUCUUACAGAUAUCUUAAGAGUCUGGGUUGUAUCUGUUUAUAUGCAUUUAUUCUACAAGCUGCAAAGAUUGUUACUUUAGGUAAAAUUGUAAUGACUUUUCAUUAUUUAAUAAUUGCUUAGCAAAAAUUCAAGAACAAAGAAAGAAAAUGAUUUCAUAAAUCUGCUGCUGGCAAUAUGUAUCUAUAAAACAAGUGUAACUGGCAUUUAUUUAGAAAACACACUUGGAACAACAUCAAAUUAACAAAACACCAGUACAUCAAGAAGAAAUAAAUCUGUGAGUGACUGGGAAUGGAAAACAAAUCUAUAUGACAGGUGAUAAUGCAGCAUGUUUUAUUUUGUGGUUAAAUCACGUGAAUACAUGCAGCUUGGGAUCUUUUUCAAUUUGCAUUUCAUCAUGCCACUUUUAAAAUCUGUUAAAAGCUUUGUUGUGACUAUUAAUCAGCUGUGUUGAUAUUAAUCAAUGCAUUGAUCUUACUGUUAAGCCUUUUCUGGGGCAGAAUCAGCUGAUAGUGUGGUAGCAAGUUUCAAUUAUCUUAAACUGUGAUGCACACAAAGGGCAGACAUUUGUUGGAAACAGACACAUUUGAAUAGACAAAAAUGCCUAAUUUUAAUUGACAAAAACACCUGUUUUACAUGUAAAGGUGCAGUAACACCUCAUUUCAUGCAUGCAUGGUGUUUAAUGAAACAAAAAUUUCAUUUAGUAUUGUUUAGCACAGCAAGACCUGUAAAUAAUUAUUACCUGCCAACCUAUCACUGCUAUAAAUGACAGCAAGAGGCCAGGAGUUGAGCAAUAGAAAGGUGUAAAGCAUUUUAGCCUCUAAUCUAUUUUUCAUGUAAUGGUGACACAGUUGAUUGUUUUGACACAAAGGACAAAAUUUGUUAUACGUAAAGAAAAAGAAAUUGUGGAACUUUGAUAGCAUAACAGAGACAAGAAAGAAACUUUCAAUUAUAUGUAUAAAAAUGCAGGACAGAAGAAGCAGCAAUAUUUCAAACAUACACUGAAUGCUAGAAUUAGGAGCUCUAACAUCAAUGGCCAGUUACACUUCAGGAAAAUAAAAAAUGAUCCUGUUGUCAGGAAAAUGCACUUGUAUGCCAAAAUGGGUCAGUGUAAGGGGACAUGAAAAUAUAUUGGAAUCCACUGAUUUAGCAAACUUAAACUUAUAAAAAAGAUAUAGAACACUAAACAAAACUAGGUGUUACAUGUUCCUACUGAUAACUUUUUUUGCAGCUUGUUUUUGUCAAUACCUUGACUGUAAAAAUAAUUUUUGAAGAGAAGGUAUAUUGAAGCUAUUGCAUUUGUCUAAACUAUUGUAACAUUUUAUCAUAAAAAAUAAGUAAAACUCAUCCCCAAGAUCACACAGACAUAGCAAAUGAAUGUGUUUGCUCAUAUUUCUCAUAUUUACUUACAAAUGACAAGGUGCAGUAACAGAAGGCACCAUAUCAGGGUUUGCAGAGAAACAAAGAAUGGACAGUCUAUGCAGUUUGUGUUGUGUUUCUGUAAUGUCAGGUCUUUGAUGUACUUUCAUAUUUCCAGACUUUUCCUGAUCAUUGUUUAAUGGCCCACUGAAUAUAAAUUACACUUUCUCAGCAAAUUCAUUACUGACAUUUUUUUCUGUUAACAGGAGCUCACAAAGUCAUAUGAUGGCUUCAUUUUGUUAAUGGAAAUUUGGAUAAAUAUUUUUAUAAACAUUUCUGCCAUUUGGCAUACAUUUCGCCUAAGCUGCAGCUCUGAUGCCUAGGAAUAUAACUUUUAUAGCUUUGUAAUAUCUUUAUAUAGAAUUGCCUUAGGCUGAGUGAGAGAGAACUUGUUUCAGUAGCAUAUAGUAAACUCAUGUGGCAAGUAGAUAUCAAAAGCAAAAACAAUCUAGCAGCAAAUCAAAAUGAGUUAUGCAGUUUUCCUUUAUGGCAUUGUUUUCCAUGAAUGAAAAGUACAUUAUGGACGUGUCUGAUAGGAAACCACUGGCUUUGUGUUCCUACUUAUUUGUCUGGUGUAACCUUUUCCAUGUAUAUGUCUGGUAUGUAGAACAUGAUUGACAGUUAAAGAAAAUAAAAGCCCCGACAUUUUAAAA
This is a messenger RNA of Protopterus annectens (West African lungfish), 5817 nucleotides long. RefSeq names its product follistatin like 5 (gene FSTL5). Gene Ontology annotation, molecular function: calcium ion binding; protein binding. The record is from RefSeq and is a predicted model, not a curated record. The transcript has 16 exons. Bases 506 to 3055 code for a protein of 849 amino acids. Lineage: Eukaryota; Metazoa; Chordata; Ceratodontiformes; Protopteridae. Gene Ontology annotation, biological process: multicellular organism development; regulation of BMP signaling pathway; cell differentiation.